GAGGAGGGGGAUGUGGUCAAAGGAGUGAGGAGGGAGGAGAGAGAGCCGCAGCAGCAGCAGCAGCAGCAGCAGCAGCAGCCCCGCUUUCAGCCUGCUGCAUGGGGCUAGUCGGUUAGCUUAGCACCGCCUCUCCUGAACACCGGGUUUGUUACCUCCGUGUUUUGCUCUCCGCAGCUCCGGCUUCAAGAUGAUGAAGUUUCGGUUCCGUCGGCAGGGCACCGACCCUCAGAGAGAGAAGAUUAAACAGGAGCUGUUCGCCUUCAACAAGACUGUGGAGCAUGGGUUUCCUCAUCAGCCCAGUGCUUUGGCCUUUGACCCCAAACUGGAACUUAUGGCCAUCGGGACAAAGUCAGGAGCCAUCAAAGUUUACGGUUGCCCUGGCGUUGAGUUCACAGGUCUACACAGUGAGACUACUGCGGUCACACAAAUCCACUUCCUGCCUGGACAGGGCCGCCUGCUGUCACUGCUCGACGACAACACCAUUCACCUGUGGGAGCUGGUGGCCGGCGCCCCCAGAGAGGUGGGCGGGGUGAAGAAAGAAGGUUUGAUCAGUCUCCAGGAAGUGAACAGCUACAGCCUCCCAGGAAGACCAGGCAUCGAGAGCUGCAGUGCCACUCGGGUGACUGUCCUCCUCUUGCUGAGGUCGUGCGACCUGCUGUGCAUCGGCACGGAGGGAGGGGGCGUCUACUUCCUGGAGUUGCCCCGCCUGUCACUGAAGGACAACCUCACGCUGCCACAGGACCAGGUCACCCAGAGCCUGCCAGAUGAGUACAGAUGUGGGAAAUCCUUGGGGCCGGUGGAGUCUCUUCAGGAACAUCCUCAACAGCCAGGGAAGAUUCUGAUUGGCUACAGCCGGGGCCUGGUGGUCCUCUGGGACCUGAGCACCCGUCACACCGAGCAGCUCUUCCUGGGCAAACAGCAGCUGGAGAGUCUGGUGUGGGAACGUUCCGGAAACCUAUUCGUCAGUUCCCAUAACGAUGGCGGGUACUCCGUGUGGCCUGUUACUAACGGCAACGCCUGCAAUCAGCAGCCAGUGUCCUCUACCAUCCCAUAUGGUCCGUUCCCCUGUAAGGCCAUCAACAAGAUCCUGUGGAGAACGACACAGACGGGCUCUCCAGUGUUGUUGUACAGCGGGGGGAUGCCCAGAGCGAGUUACGGAGACCGCCACUGUCUGACCAUCCAACAGAACAAAGAGCACGUCACUCUGGACUUCACAUCCCGAGUCAUCGACUUCUUCACUGUCCAUAACGUAGAGCAAGAGAAAGAGUUUGAUGAUCCGUCAGCGGUGGUGGUGUUACUGGAAGAGGAGCUGGUGGUGAUUGACCUCCAAACCCCCGGCUGGCCCUCGCUUCCGACCCCCUACCUGGCUCCCCUCCACUCGUCAGCCAUCACCUGCUCCUUCCACGUCUCCAGCGUCCCGCCCAAACUCUGGGAGAGGCUGGUCAAUGCCGGCAAAGCUCAGCAGGGCCGGCAACAAGCGCACGGGAGUUGGCCCAUUUGUGGAGGGAAAAACCUGGCUCUUCCACCCAAACAGCAAGAGCUGCUAUUGACAGGGCACGAGGACGGCACUGUGCGUUUCUGGGAUGCGUCGGGCGUUGCUCUCACUCCGCUGUACAAACUCAGCACCGCCAACGUCUUCCACACCGACUGCGACCCAUGCGACGAACCUCAUGACCCCAGCGACGACCCCGACAUGCAGCAGGAGGAGGAAUGGCCUCCUUUUAGGAAGGUGGGCUGUUUUGACCCGUACAGCGAUGACCCCAGACUGGGCAUCCAGAAGAUCAGUCUGUGCAAAUACAGCAACAAGCUGCUGGUGGCUGGAACUGCUGGACAGGUGAUUGUUCUGGGUCUGAGUGACGAGCGUUCGGACCACACUGUGGACGUGUCGGUGGUGGAUCUGCUGCAGGACCGCGAGGGCUUCACCUGGAAGGGCCACGACCGGCUGGAGCCCCGCCUCAAACCUGCCCCCUUCCCCCCGGGCUUCCAGCCACAGGUGCUGGUGCAGUGCAUGCCCCCCGCCUCCGUUACCGCUGUGGCUCUGCACGCCGAGUGGAACCUGAUCUCCUUUGGGACGAGUCACGGAUUCGGCCUGUUCGACUACCACAGAAGAAACGCUGUGCUGGCCAGAUGUACGCUGCACCCUAACGACUCCUUGGCGAUGGAGGGCCCUCUUUCCAGAGUCAAGUCUUUGAAAAAGUCCCUACGACAGAGCUUCAGACGCAUCCGCAAGAGCAGGGUGUCGGGGAAGAAACGACCCAUCACCACGCCCACCAGCAAGGUCCAGGAGGCUAACGCGGCUCUCGCAGAGCAGGAGGACGUGGCUCCGAUCCAGCGGAGGAUCGAACCGCGGUCAGCAGACGACUCGCUGUCCGGAGUGGUCCGAUGUCUCUGCUUCGCGGACACUUUUCUCCGCGACGGUACCCACCACGGCGCCACACUCUGGGCAGGCACUAACUCGGGCAGUGUGUACGCCUACGCUCUGGAGGUGCCCGGUGUCGGCUCGGGUCGGGUGUGUGAGCGUGGCGGGGCGGGCGAGAGCAGUGUGUGUGUGGAGGCGGUGUUGGGUAAAGAGAUCCAGCUGAUGCACAGAGCACCCGUGGUGUCCAUCUCCGUGCUGGACGGCCGGGGGAAACCGUUACCCGACCCGUACGAAGCCUCGCAGGACCUCUCCAUCGCCCCCGACAUGACCAACGCUCACUCUGUGCUCAUCGCUUCGGAGGAACAGCUGAAGGUGUUCUCUCUCCCCAAGGUGAGCGCCAAGACCAAGUUCAAGCUGACGGCUCACGAAGGCUGCAGGGUGAGGAAGGUGGCGCUGGUGGUGUUCGGCUCCACGGCUCAGGAGGAUUACAGUGAACACACACUGGUGUGUCUGACCAACCUGGGAGACAUGCACCUGUUCAACAUACCGGGCCUCCGACCUCAGGUGCGCUACGACUGCAUCCGUAAAGAAGACAUCAGCGGCAUUGCAUCCUGCGUCUUCACCAAGAAUGGACAGGGGUUUUACCUGAUCUCCCCCUCGGAGUAUGAGAGGUUCUCGCUGUCGGCUAAAGUCGUCACAGAACCGCUGUGCUCUGUUCAGCUGGACCGAUCGCUGGAGCACACACCUGCCAGCGAUGGCACCACGACGCAGGCCAACGGGACCCACAAGAACCAAAUGGGUCAGGCUGAGGGACAAACAGAAGAGCCUCCGAGCGCCCUGUCCUCCCCCCUCAUGGACACCCCUCUGGACUCCCCCCUCAGCUGUGCCGACCUCACCCUCGACUCCACCGGAGAAAUCACAGUGGAGGAUGUCAGGGACUUCCUAACCACCGUGGACGAGGCGGAGAACAACCUGAAGAACAUCAAAGAGGAGGACGGACGCUCGACCGGCAUCCUCAUUAACUGAGCAGUAUUACAGGAAGGGGCUCGAGUGAAUCUGGAUGGACCAGAUUUCAGUGCUGGACCACAAACAUUUCCCAUCAUCCCGCUGUGGAGCCCAUCUCCUGUUAGCCUGGCACAAACUGGGAGGAAAGCCUUCACACGGACGAAGAACACGACAUCAGAAGACCUACAUCUUCUUAUAUAACCACUUUGGAAACAUGACAUUGCCUCCCACAUGGAGCUGGAGACGGCCUCGCCUGGCACAGAGGGGCUGGAUGGAUUUGUGGAUGAUUAUUCGAGUAUAGAGCACUGAACACUUUCCGUCGUCCAUCUUACCGUGAUCAUUCCUCCUGGCCCUUCUUCUCGUUGUGACUCAAUGGUUACGGGACGUAGUGACUGCAGCCUUCAGGAAACACCUGUCACAUCCUGCAUUUGGAGACUUACCAGUGACAUUUCCGUGUUUCCAAUUGUUCUACCCACAGUUCCUUGGUGUGCUGGGAUCAGUCUGAGGUUUCCCCACAGCCUGAACCGGAAUUGGUGCUAGAAUGCGCCCUUUGAUUCCUCACGCUGACGCAUGACGGGUGUUUAUGAAAUGAGGGAAUCCAGCAGAAAGGGAGCAGUGUAGAUUUAAGGAGAGUAAGACUAGCAAAUGAAGUAUUUUGAAUAUUUGAAGGCUGAUAAAUGUGUAUUCUCCGCCUCUUUAUGUGCCAUAAAAUGAGCCGACAUGUUAUCAAACACAAGCACAUCACCCCAAAGUGAUGAGAACUCUUGGUAGUGAAGAAAACAAUGGAUGAUGAAGGAGUUUUGUAAAGAUGGAUGCAUAUGUUUUGUACGGCUUUAGGAGCAAGAUAUUUUAAUGACUAACAGAAAGGGAGUAAAGAUUUCAAAGGGAACAAGCUGGUGACGAGGGACGGGAAAGCGGUACUAUGUCUGAAGUGUAAGAGCAGAUUUAUUUGAAAUAAUAUUUUUGAAGUACCUUUAUUGCUAAACGCAUGGCCUGGGUUGCAAAUGCAUUCUUUAUCCUUCAGUAUAAAUUCGAUAAAAUCAGAUAGAAGAGCUUGGAGAUCAUGACUUUCAGGAGUAAAGAAAAUAAAAGCAGUAAUUUAAAAAGAAGUUAAAGAAUGUGUAGAAAUGAAGAUCCUCCAUCAUCUCAUCUGAAAUCUUUUCGACGGGACUCAGGGAAGUGUGGCGAGGGAAGCAAAGUCAGUCUGAAUGCUAAGUGUAACGUACUGUGUACUAUCAUGCACCCAGGAGAUUUCUUUUCGUGGGUUUCUGUGAAUCGGUGCAUUCUGGGUAAUAUUGGCUUAGAUGUGGAGCUUUGAUCACCAGUAUUUUUAACCCUUUUAAAAAAUGUUUUACUGUGUAAAAAGAAAAAAUACAUACAGUAUCUAUACCUAGGUUUAUAACGGAGAGCCGACGAUAGACGGUUUGUAGUCGUAGCCUAAACACCGCUCAAUAUUCAAGCUCUUUCAUCACCUCACGUAAAACAAAGUAAAAAAGGGACCUCACUACUAACUCAUGUAGCUCAUCAGGUAGGAAUCAUGUUAACGCUUUUUUUUAAACUCGUGUUAGCUUGUUUUUGUGCUCUGGUUGACACACACACACAUACACACACACACACACACACACUUAACCUCUCGAUGCUACAGCUGGCACGAUUCACAUUUUUAAUUCCACAUUUAGAUGAACUUGUUUCUACUUUGUCAAUAAGUUGUGUGUAGGAUUUUAAUUGGGUCAUUUGGCGUGUUGACUGAUGAAUUGUGAAUGUUAAUAAAAUUAUUUACUCUACAGAAA
Messenger RNA from Eleginops maclovinus (Patagonian blennie), 5154 nucleotides. RefSeq names its product LLGL scribble cell polarity complex component 1 (gene llgl1). Gene Ontology annotation, cellular component: cortical actin cytoskeleton; cytoplasm; plasma membrane. The transcript is spliced from 24 exons. Gene Ontology annotation, biological process: regulation of establishment or maintenance of cell polarity; cortical actin cytoskeleton organization; regulation of protein secretion. Gene Ontology annotation, molecular function: myosin II binding; GTPase activator activity. NCBI's taxonomy places the organism in Eukaryota, Metazoa, Chordata, Actinopteri, Perciformes, Eleginopidae. The coding region runs from base 188 to 3385 and encodes 1065 amino acids. The record is from RefSeq and is a predicted model, not a curated record.